GAGCGCCGCGUCCCAGUGUCCCAGCCAGUGCGGAGACAGCGCACCUGCCCGCCGCCCUCGCUCCGCACCGCCCAGCACCGCCCGCGGGACCCCGCACUGUCCGCUCCCCACCGCCAGCCGCUCCGCACCGCCCAGCACCGCCCGCUCCGCACCGCACCGCCAGCGGGACCCCGCACCGCCCUCCCAGCACCGCCAGCCGCUCCGCACCGCCCUCCGCGCUGCCAGCGGGACCCCGCACCGCCCGCCCAGCACAGCCAGCGGGACCCCGCACCGCCCAGCACCGCCAGCCGCUCCGCACCGCCCUCCGCGCCGCCAGCGGGACCCCGCACCGCCCAGCACCGCCAGCGGGACCCCGCACCGCCCUCCGCGCCGCCAGCGGGACCCCGCGCCGCCCGCCCAGGAGAUGGGGGCGCCCCUGGGGGCGCUGAUCUGCCUCCUCCUCAGCCUGGGUGUACAGGAGACCUACGGACAAGCAGGAACGUGUGGAAGUGUAAUCAUGGGACGGAUUGUGGGGGGCACAGACGCACAGGCUGGGCAGUGGCCUUGGCAGGUCAGCCUGAAUUUUCAGGGUGUUCAUGUGUGUGGCGGCUCCCUCAUUUCCCCCCAGUGGGUGAUCACUGCAGCGCACUGCUUCCCACCGGAAAACCCCAUCGCCGACUAUGAGGUGAUGCUGGGAGCCUUCCAGCUGAUCAACCCCCUGUCUAACAUCACUGUGGUUGGGGUGGAGCAGGCCAUCAAGAAUCCUGGCUACACGGAUGAGGACUCCGGCGGGGACCUUGCGCUGGUGAAAUUGAAAAAGCCCGUCUCCUAUACGCGUAGCAUUCGCCCCAUCUGCCUGCCGUCCGCUUCCGUCAGCUUCCCCAGCGGCAUGAUCUGCACGGUGACUGGCUGGGGGAAUGUGCUUACCUCUGUCAGCCUGCCCAAUCCCAAGACCCUGCAGCAGCUGGAGGUGCCAGUGAUUGGGCUGGAGACCUGCCGCUGCCUCUACAAGAUCAGCGCCAACCCAACAGAUCCCCACGUGAUCCAGGACGACAUGAUGUGUGCGGGCUACGCCAAGGGCAAGAAGGACGCCUGCCAGGGUGACUCCGGGGGACCCCUCUCCUGCCGUGUGGGCAAUGCCUGGCUGUUAGCUGGGGUGGUGAGCUGGGGGGACGCGUGCGGGUCCCCCAACCGGCCUGGCGUCUACACCCGCACCUCGGCCCACACAGCCUGGAUUAAACAGAUCAUCCCGGCGGUGGAGAUGAGCGACGUGCGCGUGAAUCAGGAGCCAGUCUCGGAGGAGGGGCUGUGUCCCAACACCACCAGUCGGCCUGGCCCCUAUGACGGCGUCCAGCCCCAUCCCAACUGGCCCCGGCCAAUCUCCCCCAACCAGCCUUUGGACCAUGCUACCUCCCACAUCCUCACUGCCAGCCUGCUGUUCUUCUGCCUGCUACUUCACGUACUCCCUGCCCUAUAGCGCCCCUGCUCUCAAGGUCAGCGCAGCAUGGGACCCCACCCCCGCUAAGGCAGUCCAGGGGCGUCUUUCCCCCUCCCAAACUCAGCAGGAUGGUCCCAAGAUUUCAAAGCCUUGGGUUUCCUGCCCCAUCCCCUUAUUGUUCCUGUUUGUUUCCUGCGUUGUGCUGCUCUGUCACCAUCAGGGAAUUGACGUGACUUCAGGGCACCGCGCUGGCAGCAGCCCUGUUCACGGCAACGUCCUUUCUGCCUCCAGUACUGCAGACCCCUGAGUUCUGGCCAACAGGGUCCUGCAAACCUCUCCCAAGCCUCGCUCUGGGAUCGAGGCUCGUGCCAACCCCUGAACCUCGCUCUGGGAUCGAGGCUCGUGCCAACCCCUGAGCCUCGCUCUGGGGCUCACGCCAACCCCUGAGCCUCGCUCUGGGAUCGAGGCUCACGCCAAUGCCUGAGGCUCACGCCAGCCCCAGAGCCUCACUCUGUGAGAAUCAGGGCCCUAGCAGUAGGCAGCUCCCCAACCCCUGUUCCCAGGCCCGGUUCUGUCACCAUGACACCUCCUAGGGCAGCCUAACAAGCUCCCUAUCUUCCUCUUUCCACCCUGAUUUUUCCAGGGAGACUCCGGGGGACCCCUCUCCUGCCAAGUGGGUAGUGUCUGGCUGCUGGCCGGAGUGGUGAGCUGGGGGGAAGCAUGCGGGGCCGCCAACCG
Messenger RNA from Malaclemys terrapin pileata, 2155 nucleotides. It is a transcript of the gene PRSS8, whose product is annotated as serine protease 8. Gene Ontology annotation, molecular function: serine-type endopeptidase activity. NCBI's taxonomy places the organism in Eukaryota, Metazoa, Chordata, Testudines, Emydidae. The coding region runs from base 404 to 1456 and encodes 350 amino acids. The transcript has 7 exons. The record is from RefSeq and is a predicted model, not a curated record. Gene Ontology annotation, biological process: proteolysis.